UAAUCGGCCUUGGAAUGUGGAGGGGAAACUGUGAUAUGUUUGUUACAACUGGAUGGAAGAUAUAAUUGGAUAUACGCGCGUAUAUACGCAAAUAAUGUAGUUACAGCAUUUUAGAAUGUACAAUUUUCGUUGUCGGAUUUCGUGGUAAUUUCCUAUCAUGUUGUAAAUUACAGAUGUAUGAAAAUAUGUUCUCAAUUAUUUGGUAAUUUGCGGGGACGUGGUGUAACGUUAUACCUAAAAAAAAAGAUAGUACUUAUAGAUACUUUUGUUUUCUACUUAUUGUUUAUCAUGUUUGCCAAAAGUCACUUUGAUCCUGAAUUAGAAAGGCUCAGAAAAGAAAUUGAUGGCCCGCCAAACUUGGAUACAAUUGCAUUAAAUAUACAAAGGAUUACUUCUCACAUUCAUGCAUCUUACUUGUUCAGACACAUUGGAAAGUCAACAUUGCAAAAAUUAUGUUUGCUAUUAAGCUCUACUGCUACAGGAAAAGGAUAUAGUGGAUGGCAAGAAUUUGCAGCACAUCUGGGCUUGACAAUAGAGCAAAUACGUUACAUAGAUUAUAAUAAUUGCAAAGGCCAAGAGGAUCCCACUUAUUAUGUGUUGUUAGCUUAUGUGCAACGUGCUGAGGCAACUAUAGGCAACAUUAUAAAUACUUUGCAGAAAAUGCAUCGUUAUGAUGUGAUUAAUCAAAUAAAGGAUGACAUUUCUUAUUUACGGGAUGUUAUUCAACAGGAAUCUUCAGUUGCUGAAUCCAGUAUAUUAAAGACUAAAAGUAUUCCAAGAGCUCCUUUAAUUUUAACUCCACUGGAAGAUGUACAAGAAAUACAAACUACAAAGAGUCUUGACUCUGAAAAUACCUAUCAAAAUAACUUACAAAAGAAUAAGCAGAAAUAUGGGUGUGUAGUUAUGCUAACGUUUGCUGAAGAUGGAUUGGUAACAGCACAAGAUAUAUCAAAAAUAUUUAGGUCAAAUGAGCCCAAGAUUGGGGUACUCAUACUUCAAGAACAAGAAUACCACGUGUACAGCAAAGCAGAAGCAUUUAUAAAUGAUUGUUUCAACCAAGUGGAUUUUAUCAUACCAAUAUUAACCAAAGGAUAUUUGGAAAAAAUAAGUAUUUCCAAGAAAGAUUGCGAAGAUCAAAAUAAAUUAGAUAGUAAAUAUAUAAAAUAUAUAUAUUCCUUAAUGAUAAAUGAGUAUGUAAUGAAACAAUGUAUUAAUUCUCGUGUGAGGUGCAUAGUACCUGAUAAAGAAGUUCACACAAUCGUGAAAACAAAUGUGCAUCCAAUUUUUCAAGCAUGGUUUAAGGAAACUUACAUUGAUACAUUUAUAAGUAACUUUCUUGUACAAAAAUAUUCAAGAUGACAAUUUACUAUAAUAA
Messenger RNA from Nomia melanderi (Alkali bee), 1375 nucleotides. RefSeq lists its product as uncharacterized. The record is from RefSeq and is a predicted model, not a curated record. Gene Ontology annotation, biological process: signal transduction. NCBI's taxonomy places the organism in Eukaryota, Metazoa, Arthropoda, Insecta, Hymenoptera, Halictidae. Gene Ontology annotation, molecular function: protein binding.